Phytomonas sp. EM1 is the source of this 453-nucleotide messenger RNA. The record is from the annotation of a GenBank genome assembly. NCBI's taxonomy places the organism in Eukaryota, Euglenozoa, Kinetoplastea, Trypanosomatida, Trypanosomatidae.
AUGGUGAACGACGAUGACGACGACGACCACGGAAACCGGGGCUCCCCUGCGGAGGGGAGAGUGGAGCGAGGUGAAACGCACGUGGGAGGGCAAAAGCGCCCUCGAGCGGAAAGCACCGCGUCGUCGUCGCCGGGAUCGACUUCCCCUUCGACGUCCUCCCCGUCGGCAGGGGACUCCUCGAGCGAAAGCAGCGCAGAAGAAUCCUCGUCCUCCUCUUCCGAGGAGGAGGUUGAAGAGGACCCUACAGGGAGUGAUGAUGACGACGAUGGCGAUCACACGAUGGGCGGGAGGUUUUUCAUGCUGAGCCCGCCGGUAAUGCCGCAGUGGUUGGCGCUGAUGGGCGGCUCCAUCGUUUCGGAGCUCCCGGUGUCGGAUUUGGCCACGAUGCGCAUCACCGCGGAAGAGGUGAACGCGAGCCAAGGCACCAUCCUCCGAUGGAAGGCGGCCUUGUAA